This is a messenger RNA of Paramecium sonneborni, 1839 nucleotides long. Lineage: Eukaryota; Ciliophora; Oligohymenophorea; Peniculida; Parameciidae. The record is from the annotation of a GenBank genome assembly.
AUGAGUAGAAACAAUUAAGGAUCAUCAAUAUCAACUCUUGUUCCUAUACUAUAAAGAUAAUGUCCAACAGGUAGAGUUACAUUAAAUGAUAUGUAUAUUGGAGAUAUGGGAGCUAAAUUAGUAGCAGAUACUAUAAAGAAUUAUCCAAAUAUUGGAAUUUUAGAUCUUAAAGGAAAUAAUAUUGGUCCUAAUGGAUUCAUUGAAAUAUUUUAAGCAUUAAAAACUAAUAUUGUAAUUUAUUUAUAUUUAAUAAGAGUCCUUAAGAAAUUUAACUCUAUAAUGGAAUUAACUUUGUGCAAAUAAUAAUUUAAAGGCUCUUGAAUUAUUAUAUUAAGUAAUGUCAAUAAAUAAAUCAAUUACACAUAUAGAUAUAUAAAAUAAUAGAUUGAAUACAACAUGUGCAGGAUUGAUAGCUAAUAUAAUUAGAAAUAAUCCUUAAUUAAGAACUUUAGAUCUUAGAUGGAAUGAAUUAGGAAAUUAAGGUGUAAGACUUUUAAUUCCAGCAGCUGCUGCUAAUGGUUAUAUUUUAUCAAUAGAAAUAUAAGGUAAUGGUGCAACAGAAGAUUCAAUUAGAGAAUUAAAUUCAAUACUUAAAUAGAAUAAAGAUAAUGUGAAUUUGGCAGGUAUGCAAGAUCCAGGUAGAAAUUAAGGUAGAUAUUAACCUGGAUAAAGAUAGCCACUUAAAGAAAUGGCAUAACAUUUAGAAGAAGAAAGAAGAGCAGUUGCUAAACAUUUAGAAAAAUUAAUAGAAAGAGAAAGAGCAUUAGGAUUAUAAUUAAAAGAAGAAUAUGAAGAAAAAACUUUAUAAUGGAGAUAAAAAUUAUUAGGAAAUUAAGCAAAAUAAGAUUAAUUAGAAAAAAAUGCAGGAGAACUUUAAAAUCAUAAAAAUAUAUUAAAAAAUGAAAUUUAAAAAUGGGAUAAUAAUAUUAAAUAAUUGUAAUAAUAAAGAUCAUUUACUACAAAAUCAUUAGAAGAAAGAUAUUAAGAAACUGAAAAAAAUAUUAGAGAUCUUGAAAAAAAAUAAUAAGAUGAAUUGGCUGAAUAAUAAAGAGGACAUUUCUUUAAUUUGAGGGAAAUUGAUAAUGAAUGGGGUAAAAAAUGUGAUUAAAUGAUGGAUGAAAAUAGAUAAUUAGAUGAUCAUAUUUAAAUUUAAUCAUAAUAAUGUAAUAAAGUUAAAGAUGAUAUUGCUAAAUUUAAUUCAACAACAUAAAUUUAAACAAUGGAAGUUAUUGAAAAAGUAAAGAAAUUAGUUUUAGAAGAAUUUAAAGAAAAAUUAAAUUAAAUGGAAAAACAAAUAGAAAAAAUAGAUUAAGAUAGACUUAAAAUAGUUAGAGAUAGUUAAUAAUCUAUAUUAGAAGCUCAAAAAGAUCUAAGAUAAAUAACAGAAUAAUAUACUGAUAUGUUGAAAGAUAAAGUUAGAUUGGAAUUAGAAAAUAGAAAUCUAUCUGUUGACAAUUAUUAAUUAGAAUAAUUUUCAUCAACUGUUACUUAAGAUUUAAGUUAUAGAAAAGAUCUAGAAAAAAAAGUACUUGAUUAAUUAACAAAGAUUAAAGAAAAAGAAUUUAAAAUAAAUAAUCAUGAAUUUGAAUAAAUGAAUAAAAUUAAUAAUAACUUUAAAAAUGAUACUGUUUAUCAUUCUAAAUUUAAGGAAGUAAUUAGUUUUAAUUAUAUAAUAAAUAGGAUACUAGAAAUAGAGAAGAGGCUUUAGACAAAACAUUAAGAGAAAGUGAUAUAGAAAAUCAUAAAUUAGCAAAGGAUAUUAAUAAAUUAACUGAAUUGCUCUCAGCAAAAACAAUUAAAGCAGUUUUAUCAACAUUUUAAGAACACAAAGUGUUUUGA